Molecule: messenger RNA, 972 nt
Organism: Moesziomyces antarcticus
Lineage: Eukaryota; Fungi; Basidiomycota; Ustilaginomycetes; Ustilaginales; Ustilaginaceae
Exons: 1
Coding region: 1-972 (323 amino acids)
Source: RefSeq, a predicted model, not a curated record
AUGACCUCGAGACCCACCACACCCAUUCUCCAUCAGCCCGGAUCGUCGAGUCUGGCGACGCCAAGGAGCAGCACAGAGCAGCAUCGCUCGGGACGGCAAGGCAUCACCAUCGAAGAGCCGGUGCGGCCCCGUGGUGCGAGCCACAGCUCGCUCGCCUCGGCUGCCGGAUCCGGAUCCAACUCACCAUCGCGAUCGGGUAUCGUCGGCGACGGCACCUAUGGUGGCCGCCGAGGCGGACCGUCGAUGCACAAGAGCCGCACCAGCAGUUCGGGCGGUCUGAGCGAUGUCAAGGCAGGCUACGAGCGCAGGGUCGGCUUCGACACCAUGCCCGACGCCGACGAGACGAACAGCGGUGCAUUCAGCUUCACCCUGCAGGUCAAGUCGAGGGGCUUUCUGCGCACCAAGAACACACGCACAUUCAUGGUCGCCAUGGAUGACAAUGCACACUCGGAGCGCGCGCUCGAGUGGCUCAUGGAGAACCUCGUCGAGGACGGCGACGAGGUGGUGGCCGUGCGCAUCCUCGAUGGCGAGGCGGACCAAAUCGACCAGGAAGAGGCGCGCGAAGAGGCACGCGAACUCAUGGCAUCCAUCGUCGAGCUCAACGAGGAGGCCGAGGAUCGCAAGAUCUCGAUUGUCGUCGAGUUCGUCGCAGGCAAGGUGGUGUCGACCAUCCUGCGCAUCAUCCACGUCUACCGCCCGGACAGCUUGACCGUAGGAACGCGCGGCAAGUCGGCCAACAAGUUUCAAAAGAUGCUCGGACAGCACAUCAUGGGCCACGUCAGCCGCGACAUCCUCACCUCGAGCCCCGUGCCGGUGGUGGUGGUGAGGCCCGAGGCCAAGGUGCAGAAGCACCUCAAGAAACGCCUCAACGAUCCCAAACGCCGCGGCUAUCACAACCUGGUCAAGGGUGUCGAAGGCCUCCCAAUGAGCAUCACCAAGAACAAGCGCCGCUCGCUCCAGGUGCCCUCUUGA